AUGGAACUACUAAAGAAAUACUCAAUGGACAACUGCUCUUCGGCCAAGGCCCCCAUGGCCUUCGGAUAUAAGAUAUCUGCUGAUCCUUCUGGUGAAUCAGUGGAUCACAAGACUUAUAGAGGAAUAAUUGGCUCAUUGAUGUAUCUCACCGCAAGUCGACCAUACAUUGUAUUUGCAAUAGGUGGAUGCGCAAGAUACCAGGUUGAUCCAAAAAUGUCACACAUAACCGCAACAAAGCAGAUUCUACAAUACUUAAAGGGUAGUAAGACCCUUGGUCUAUGGUAUCCCGCAGGAAAUGACUUCAACCUACAAGCAUUCACUAAUGCGGAUCAUGUUGGAUGCGGACUAGAUCAAAAAAGCACUUCAGGUGGAUGUCAAUUUCUGGGUGGAAGACUCGUCAACUAG
Lactuca sativa (garden lettuce) is the source of this 405-nucleotide messenger RNA. The record is from RefSeq and is a predicted model, not a curated record. NCBI's taxonomy places the organism in Eukaryota, Viridiplantae, Streptophyta, Magnoliopsida, Asterales, Asteraceae.